AUGCCGUCGUCAAUUGAUACUAAUGAAGACUUAAACUUACAAGAUGAUGAAACAAACUUAGAUGAUGAAACAAUAUCUUCUACGCAAUUAAAAUCUUUAUUCGAUGACUAUGCCGCACGAUUUUCUCUAGAUACUAGUCAUGAAAUUAUUCAUGCAUUAUCAACACUUCAUUGGCCACUUUCUUCAUAUUACUUAUCUCAUUUACCCCAUAAAAUUGUUUCAUUAGUUUAUGAUCGAUUGACUAAAUUUAUAGAAAAACUUGUUUUAACUAGUAAUGUAUUAUCUAAUGAUGAAGUUGUUUUAAUGGAUGAAUGUCUUGAUUUUAUUACAAGAGUAUUUGGAUCAGCGUAUAGCAUGUCUCUAGGCAAUGAAGAAGAGAACGACGAGGAAGAGGACAAUGAUACAAAUGAUGAUAUUAGUAUUCCUGACGAAGCAACAAUUAGUAUACUAGAUAAAUUAUGUGGACAAAUAGCUCCAUUAAAUGAUUCAUUUUUAAAAUUAGUUCAGUCUGCUGGUUGGAAAAUCAUGAAAAAUGAUUUCGAAAUCAUGAGUAAAGUUGUUGGUUUUUUACUUAGACGUCAUAAAAUCAACAUCAUACGUCUAAAGUUUUCCAAAAAUGUGAAUUUAUCAUUGGAAAGACUUACUGAAGAAAAUCAGCAAUUGUUUGAUACAUUUGUUGAAUGCAUCAAUUCAUCGGAAGGUUCUCAUGAUUAUUUAGAAGCUAUAAAUCAACUUGAUUCAAUAUCAUUAAAUGAACGCAGUAAAUUUUUAUUAUUUGAUAGCUUUAAUUUUAUUAUAAACAAUAAUCUUUAUACGGAAGACUUUCGAACAAAAUUUUGUCGUGAUUUUUGGUUAUCCAAAUAUAAACAAAUACUAAAAGAAAUGUUAAUAAAAACAACAGAACAAAUUAAUGAAACUUUUCUACGAUUGAAUGCAAUCAAAUAUUUAAUAACAAAUCUAAUUCAAAUGCAACGAAAAACCGAAAGUAAUUUUAUGUUUUCGAAAGGACAAAUAGAAAAUUUUGCAUUAAAAGACGAAUAUCUACCAAUAAUCAUGAUGUUAUUGCCUUGGUUUUCUAAUUCAUACAUUCUUAAAAAUCUUAUGAAAAAUAAUGAUGAACCUGAGAAAAAAAUAUUUCAACUAAAUAAAAAUUAUUCGAAUAAUACUAAAGACGGUGUUACUAUUCCAUUCGUUACAUGGACAAUAUUAAAAUUAAUUCUAAUGUUUAUUAAUGCAAAUGGAGAUUGUCUUGCUUAUAUAAAACAUGAUAAAAGCGUCAAAGAAAUUUUAUUGAAAUUAUUGAGUCAAAUUAAAGAGUAUACUUCCAUAAAAGUAUAUAUCUAUAAUAUUUUGGGAUUAUUAUUCGACGAAAAAGAUAUUCAAAAUGAACCAAGCAUUACAAAAGAAAUAAUUAUGGCAUUAAUAACUUAUAUACGUAAUAUUCAUGAAGAAGUCAUUGAAGAUAGCCUCUAUUUAACAGAUUUGUUGACUUUAUUGAGAACACUAAAGGCAUAUCUGCAACACGAUCAAUUGAAAAGUGAAUUCAUUCGUCAUCAAGGUUUAGCAUUAUUAAUGGAAAUAGCAAUGAAAAAAUCAAGAUGGAUAGAUUUUGCUCUCGACAUACAAGAAUGCAUAGGUGAAACAGUAGAUAUGGAUGAUUUAUAUAGCAGUAAUGAAUUGCCAGAAGAACUACAAAAAGUAUAUGGAGCUAAUAUAAAAGCGACAGAAGAAGGACAACAAUUGGCAUUAGAAUGUUUUUUUACAAUGUCUUUUGAUGCGGAAGCAGCAUACUUGUUAAAGAACAAUGCACGCUUUAUGACUUAUAUUCAGCAUUUGGCUGAAGGUAAAAUUAAAACAAUGAAUCCUGGUCUGAAAAAAGCUGCAGAUAGUGUUCUUUGGAAAUUGAAAACGGAGAAUGAAUUUAAAAAAACACAACAAGAAACAAUAUCGACCAACAAAAACGAAUUCGAUUUGAUGAUUAGCUAUAGUUGGGGUGAUAAACCAUUAGUGCGUCAAAUAUAUAAAUAUUUAACGGAAAAUUAUAAUUACCGAGUAUGGUUAGAUGAAAAUGAAAUGACUGGUUCAUUAUGCCGAUCUAUGGCACAGAUCAUUGAGAAAUCAAGUGUUAUUCUCAUGUGUAUGUCUGAAACAUAUAAAAAAAGUGAAAAUUGUCGUAAUGAAGCUGAAUAUGCAUGGGAUAGAAAGAAGACAAUUAUUCCAUUAAAAAUGGCACAAGUUGAAUUAGAUGAUUGGCUUGGAUUUAUUGCUGUCGAUAAAAUGUAUAUUGAUUUCGGAAGAUCAAAUUUUGAAAAGAGUAUCAUAUUAUUGAAAGCUGAAAUCGAACGAAAUGAGAUGGACAAGAAGACGACUAAACAAGUCACUAAAGUUGAAACAACAAAUUCUCUUGGAUUACAAAGUACAGUUGCACCUUCACCAUUGAUGUCGAAUCUACUUGUUCGUCCGAACGUUAUCCCUACGGACUAUCAACAAAUUCCUAUUGAAUCAUGGUCUGAACGACAUGUUCGAGAUUUUAUUUUUGAUAAGAAACUGGAUAUAAUGAUUUUAUUAACUGAAAAUAUGAAUGGUAGUGAGCUCUAUGAAUUAUGGGAACUAUGUCGACUACAACAAGAGUGUUGGCCUAUGUUUGACCGUUUGAGUAGAGAGCUCGAACAACAAUACAAACAAACGUUGCCAAUAUCGGUCUAUCUACGAUUUUUGCAUCAAAUACCAAAGCAUUCGAAUAUAUCAUCAACUCUUUAA
Molecule: messenger RNA, 2760 nt
Organism: Rotaria sp. Silwood2
Lineage: Eukaryota; Metazoa; Rotifera; Eurotatoria; Philodinida; Philodinidae
Source: the annotation of a GenBank genome assembly